Molecule: messenger RNA, 1119 nt
Organism: Lates calcarifer (barramundi perch)
Lineage: Eukaryota; Metazoa; Chordata; Actinopteri; Centropomidae
Product: olfactory receptor 1-like
Exons: 1
Coding region: 52-1119 (355 amino acids)
Biological process (GO): G protein-coupled receptor signaling pathway
Cellular component (GO): membrane
Molecular function (GO): G protein-coupled receptor activity; olfactory receptor activity
Source: RefSeq, a predicted model, not a curated record
ACUCCUGUCAAAACAGUUAAAGCUUGGCAGAGGUUCAUCAUCACAAAGAGAAUGACAGUACACAGUACUGCCACGAGGAAGAGGAGGUCUAUCUACCUUAAUCACUGUAUUGUAUACAGGAAAAGCUUGACAAGUUUUAUAAUGGAAUUUUUCAACUCAGCUCUUGGGAAAAACAUCACCUUUGUGCGUCCUACAUAUUUCAUAAUAAGUGGAUUUAUUGGCAUACCUAAUAUCAAGUAUUAUUAUGUGUUUCUCUUUUUUGUUUAUAUUGUUUCAGUGGUGGGAAACACAGCUGUGAUGGCUGUAAUAUGCUUGGAUUAUAAUCUGAGAACUCCAAAAUAUAUUGCAGUUUUUAAUCUAGCCUUUGCAGACCUGUGUAGUAGUUCUGCUCUGGUGCCGAAGGUUCUUGACAUCUUUCUCUUUAACCAUCGCUACAUCCCUUACAAUGACUGCUUGACAUUCCUUUUCUUCUGCUACACCUGUCUUUCAAUGCAGGCUCUUAAUCUGGUUGUACUCUCCUAUGACAGACUAAUAGCUAUCAUCUUUCCACUGCACUAUCAAGUGAAAGUGACUCACAGAUUCAUGUUGUCUUUGAUUGCCUUUUUCUGGGUCUUGACCAUAAUUGCUGUACUCAUUACAGUUGGCCUUAUUACAAGACUUUCCUUCUGCAAAUCUGUUGUUAUUAACAGCUAUUUCUGUGACCAUGGACAGAUCUACCGGCUUGCUUGCAAUAACUAUACACCCAACUUGGUCAUGGCUAUUUUGUUACCACUUCUUAUUCUUUGGCUUCCACUGGUAUUUAUCAUUUGUACUUAUCUAUGUAUUGGCUAUGCACUGUCUAAAGUGGCCACAAUUCAGGAAAGAGUGAAAGCCUUAAAAACCUGCACAGCUCAUCUCUCAUUAGUGGUGAUCUAUUUCAUCCUACUGUUAAUCACCUUUAUCUUGAUGGAAAAAAUGCAUCCAAAUGCCAGGAUCAUAAACCUGUCUCUGACCUCUGUCUUUCCUCCCAUGUUGAACCCAAUCAUUUAUGUUCUGCAGACACAAGAAAUCAAAGAAUCUGUAAAAAAGCUAUUUAAAUUCAGAGUGCUGUCCAGAAUUACAGUAAAACAGUCAUUGUAA